Molecule: messenger RNA, 1146 nt
Organism: Ceratina calcarata
Lineage: Eukaryota; Metazoa; Arthropoda; Insecta; Hymenoptera; Apidae
Product: TM2 domain-containing protein CG10795-like
Exons: 3
Coding region: 319-876 (185 amino acids)
Source: RefSeq, a predicted model, not a curated record
UGCUACUAAAGAAGAUAUAAACGGUACAUAAAAGACUAAACAUUUGUUUGUAAUUACUUGAAGUUACAUCUUUUUGAUGGGAAUACGUUAAACCAGAGAUUUUUUAAUAAUAUAUUAGAACAAUUGGUAAGAGAAGGGAAGGGAUAGGCUAGUUGGCCGGGAUACAUAGUAGCUGGCGCUCGAGGGGAAUCGUGUUAUGACUGGGUUCGUUCAAAAUACUGCAAAAUACAAUAAACAUGCACGGGAAGUCGAGGAAGUGCGAGGAACAGUGGAUCCAGUGACAGUGUGUUAUCCGUAGUAAUUGUAAAAUGAAACGGCAUGUUCCAUCUGACGCGAUUCCUUAGCGUACUCCUCCUGCUGCUGCUUCUCGUACCGCCGAACAAUGCUAUGGACACGCACGAAGUUGACUGUAAUAACCUACGAAUGGGACAGUACAUCUGCCCUCAUCCGGACUAUGAUUUCAUAGACCCGAAAACGCAACAGCCGAAAGGCUGCACGAAGGAGAACAAAGCCAAAGUGUUGUGUCUGGCUGCGGAUGGCCUCAUUUGUACAGAAACAAAAAAUAACACAUUUAAAAAGGACAUUCCUUGUAAAUGGACAAAUGGAUAUUCCUUCGAAACGUCGUUGUUGCUAUCUAUAUUCCUUGGCAUGUUCGGUGCAGACCGAUUUUACCUAGGGUAUCCGGCGAUGGGCUUCCUCAAGCUGAGUACCUUAGGAUUUCUUUUCCUCGGCCAGUUCGCCGACGUAAUACUUAUCGCAACGCAAAUCGUAGGACCCGCCGAUGGUUCUCACUACGUAAUGCCGUACUACGGUGCAGGGAUUCAUAUCGUGACGAGUAACAACUUUACCUACCGAGUCCCGCAAUACGAUUGUUGAAUAUAUAAAUAUAUAUAUCGACGAGGAGCGUAGGCAGAAAUUGUACAGGGGUUCAAUCACGAGCAACGAUAUACAAUCCUAGAAUCGAGUCCUAUUUCCAGCAUAACUUGGAAACCGAUUACUGAGUAUGGUAUUUUAACGAGGAAGUAAGAGGAAAGGAUCGUCUUGUAGAUAUUUAUUUCAACGAAAUACUGUUUAUAAAGAUUUGUUACUGACUUAUUAACUAUUUGCCAAUACUGUCCUGUAAUAAAUAUUUGUUUUUAUUUCUAA